Molecule: messenger RNA, 501 nt
Organism: Mytilus trossulus (common blue mussel)
Lineage: Eukaryota; Metazoa; Mollusca; Bivalvia; Mytilida; Mytilidae
Exons: 1
Coding region: 1-501 (166 amino acids)
Source: RefSeq, a predicted model, not a curated record
AUGUUAGAAAGCUAUGAAUAUUCCUUCGAAACCGGAACCCGCUUAAUAGACCAAAGACGGGGUAUUCUUACUCUUAUUCCAAAGAAGGAUAAAGAUAGAACACUCUUGUCGAACUGGCGUCCCAAAUUAUUAGCCAAAGUUAUUACGGAAAGAAUGAAAUUACUUCUUCCAGAGCUUAUAGCUCCGUACCAAACGGGAUAUGUGGCUGGUAGAUACAUUGGUGAAAAUCUACGACUCAUUGCUGAUAUUAUAUUGUUAACUACUUUAAAGAAUUAUCCAGGGCUUAUAUUACUGGUCGACUUCAAAAAGGCGUUUGAUACGCAAGAAUGGAAAUUUAUUCAAAAAGCAUUGGUUGGUUUUAAUUUUGGUAGCAAUAUCCGUAAAUGGGUUUUAACUUUAUACUCAAAUAUAUCUAGUCUUGUCGUUAAUAAUGGAUUUAGUUCUAGUCCAUUCACAAUUGAGAGAGGUGUUCGACAAGGGUGUCCUUUGACUCCUCUUUAA